CCACGCAACCUUGAUAACACACAAGGGGAACUGUGUGCGUCUGGCCUCUUUCAGUGUGGGAGGUUCACCAGCCAGCAAUACACGUUGACUGAACUAACCCAACAUUUGUAUUGUGUUUGUGGUGUAACGGCUAAAGUGUGGGAGUUUUUUUUCAAGAAGAUGAUAAUCCACAGAAAACGACUUGCCAUGCUGAGAGGGAGACCCAAAUUCUCGCUCUCCCUAGGAAUGGUGUUUUGUGCUGUGUUACUCCUCAACAUUAGUUCUUCGAGUGUUCUCGCUGCUACAUGUCAAGGUAUAAAGAUCGAGAGCAUAGUUCAAAACUGGACCACAGAAGAAACUACAGAAGUGAACGUAUGUCUCAGUUGUGGACAGAGGCUAGAACAGUCACUCUUGACUCAGUAUGACCUCCUCAUAACCAAUGACCUUGGGAAAUCCUGGCGUACGAGGGGAGUAUUACAGAAAACAGAUCGUCGCCUUUGCUUUCCCGGGGUGACUCUGGAAAAGGAGGAUUUCGCCAAAACAUUAACCUAUACGGUCACAGAAAGUGGAGGCAAUGAGCUGAUUGAAGAGGUGGAGACAUUCUUAAUAGUUCCCAAGAUAACCCCCAUGAGCCAAGACAUCUACGAAAUAUGCUGGGAAAACCCUGGGGAUCUCACGUUCUUUCUCAAGCAAGAGGAGUCUGAGACACAGCAGACCGCCCCUUUCACCUGUGAGCGAUGUUGCCGAUAUCUUAUCUCGCAGAGUCCAGGCGACCUCGUGACCCUGGAAACAGCUGGUACGAAAGACUCCUUCGCCAGACAGCUGGUGCAAGUCCGCCUGCCUGAAAAUCUACCAAAAUCUAAAAAAUCCCUUAUCAUCAAGGAGCUUCACAAGGUAUCCAGGGACGACGACCCGAGUGGAAGAGAACAGAACAUGAAGGUUUAUUUGGAUCCCAACGAACCACCCGAGGCAGACCAUUUCACUUUAUACCUUGUGACCAGCGAAAACCAGAUACCAUAUGCCUUUUAUAAAAAACACGAUGCUGCUGUGAUCGAGUUCUCGGGGAAUUUCGUAGAUUCGAACCAUGUCAUCAUAAAAGCUGAGAAGGACGGCGCAAUGACGGGGUUUGGCUAUGUGAGCCGGGAUAUAGCAGACCCGGGUUCUAGGGUGGCGAGGGUAGGGGACUCCAGCGCCCCGUCCCUCAGGGUGGAUCCAGGGGCUCGAGGCCAAGUGGACGUCCCUGACAAGACUCCCUGCGCGGGAGGCUCUGGCCCUUGCUACUACGUCGGCCAGACCGCCCCCCUGCCCCCCCUCUGCGAUAACUUUCCCGAUAUCAUAUUCUGCGACGCCGUUGUAUCGGAAGUGCAGAACCCGACCGGCGCCCCGGCCCUGGAGCUCCGCAACCGGCAGGAGCUGCGAGUGCAGCAGCCCCGGCCCGACGGAGCGCGGACUGAGGUCGUGGUCUCCAGGGACGGCUCCAUCCUGUCUCCCCCCGACGACUUCGGCUGCGACGACCUGGGCGACGGCAUUUGCUCGCAGCCUGUGGCCGUCGCCGACGACCUGGACGGUUUCGACGUGACGCUCGUCGUGCUGGACGGCGACGGCUACGUCACGGCGUCACUCGCUGUGCCCUUCGAAGUGCACGGCGUUGUCGCGUUCUCCCUCUCCUCGGACGUCCUGCAGGUGGAGGUCGACCCUCGAUCGAGGGGCACGUACGAGGUCACGCUGCCCGACCUCUUGUCCCCUCCCGCGGUCACCGUGGAGUGUCAAGCUGGGUCGCCGUGUCGCGUCUGGUUCGCCGGGGUGGAAGCGCCCCCUUCAGUGAGCGUCAAGAAAGAAUCUAAUACCGUUUAUGAGGAUAUAUCCGCAGGCCCACCUACUCCGGCGUCCCGAGUCGAGCGCCUCACCUCGCGCGGCGCCGACGCCAGCAUGGACGUCGAGGUGGCGACGGGCAGACCCGUGACACGUGCCAACCUCGUGACCUUCUCGAGCGACGUCGCCACGGACGCCGACUGCGAAAGCCUCGCGGCGACGCCUUUGGAGUUCGGCUUCUCGGUGGCUGCAGCUUCACGCGACGCAGGAGAGUGGAACUUCUUGGUCGUAGGAUACGGCGACGGCGAAGUCCUGCUGGAGGCCGGCCGAGCGAAGGUAACACUCUCAGCCAUGGACUCCCGGGUGGGCGUGGUGGGCUCCGCCCUGGGCUCCCCAGACGCUUCUGUCAGGGUCGACGUCGGGAGCCUAGAUGACGUUAGUGUCGAGGGCGUCGGGUCGUGCGCGAAGCCGGACAGUCCCUGCUACUUCCUGACGGAGGCGCUGACGGCGGGCACUCUCAGGCACUGCGUCACCAUCGCCAAUUCGGCAGGAGGCGGGAGCAGUGACGUCUCUCAGUGUGACGUGUCUUUCACGCCCUUUAAACCGAUGGUCCAAGAACCAAUGUUAGAGCUGGUCGACAGAACUAUCCUGAAGGUUACUCCCGAGACGUCAAAUUUCCAUUCUCUCGAGGUGGUGGCUUUCAACCCGCAGACUGAUGACCUUCUUAGUAAACCAAGUCCGCUGUGCACUCCAGAGCCCGGCGGAUCCUGUAUUCAAGAGGUGGACAUUACAGAAGGACUCCUGGACUUCAGGGUGCUUGUAGUGGGGGUGGACGCGGCAGGGGAAACACAAGAGUCUGUUCUUUCUCCUUUCUAUGACUUCAUGACCCACGCCCAGCACUUCAACAACGGUACUGACCUCGAAGUCCGCUGGCGAACCUCCAGUGAGCAGACCUUCAGUAUCAGCAUUGAGGACGAUGUUUCGGGUGGCUUCACAAAGACGUCCAUAGCAUGUGGACAGGACCCAAGGACAUGCAAAGCUUAUUUCACCAAGUUAAGCACAGAGGUGGCUCAUAAGGUGAAGGUGACGAAAGAUGAGACGGCCGUGUCGGUUUCCGUUCAGCCAGGCCAAGAUGCCACGACGCCCCUUUCCAUUACGCGAAUCUCCAAAGUCUCAACACUGCGUCCUCAAGCGCAGCUGACGAUCUCGUCCGCCGUAGACGUCGAAGCGGUGAAGUACCUCGAGUACGUGGUGAUCGAACCCCCUGUUGGCAGCGAUAUUGUUCAACACAUUGCCUUCGCAGACUUCAGUGACAUCAUACACACAGGCAACACCAUAACAUUCGAAGACGUAGAAGCGCCGAAGACGGGCGUCGAAGUGACGGUGAUGGUCAUUGCGCACGCGGGCGACGGCGCGGACUCGGACGCCCUGGCCUUCGGGAAGGUCUUGAUCACUUUUGAAGAUAUCAAGCUCCCAAUCAUGACGAAAGUGGGAACAGAAGCGUUCCAAUCCCUCAAAGUGGAGACGAGAGCAAUGGCAGUCAAUGUGAAUGGUGUCCUGUGUGAAGCCAGCACAAUCUGCUACGAUUUGGAGCCACAUAAUAUCCUGGAGCCUCCCGAAGUCUGCAGGAACAACACCCCGACCGUCGAGCAGUGUGACAUGACGGCAGCAUACGUACAGCCAGAGGCUCUGAUCGAUCCGUCGGUUCAGCUGAGCUUCACCGGCCAGUCUGAGGAGGACCUGACUGUCGCCGCCGAAUUCUCCGAAACGUCGCUCACAGUGGAAGCGAAACUCUACAUAGGCUUGGAGGAUCUGACCCCGGAGCCACUAACCUGCGAUAUCACUGGCCAAUCGACAAAGAUCUGCGCAUUCAAGGUUGAGCCAAAAGUGACGGAAUUUAAGAUUUUGCUGAUGGUUUUAGAUGCUCAAACGAUUGUGGUACAAUCUCAUGUUGUGGAAUUUGAAGAUUUCCAAACUCGAAUUCGACAACUGACAUCAAACGCCAUCGAAGUCCGUUGGCGAGCUUCACAAAACCAGGAAUACGACGUCGAAAUCUUUCCUGAAGUCAAAAGUAGCUUCAGCAACACUUCAGUACUGUGUGGAGGUGAAAAGCCUGAAGACAGCGACCUCUGUCUGGCUUACUUCAUAGCGUUAGACCCCACUGAGAAUUAUACGGCCAGUGUAAGGACGAGAAACAGCGAGAUGAGUGUGCUGGCGGUCGUGCAGAUGGAGGCUCGCGUGGAAGCGUUAAACAUAACAGAACUGACCCUCGCCAAGACUGAAGACGCGAGUACAGAGCUUAACGUGUGCUUUAUCGAGAGACAACUGGCGGAAAACGAGGCUCGGAUAGAAGAGAAAAACCUUCUGUACAAAUUAGUGGCGGUGGAUGCCACUGGACGACAGUUACGGAUGACGUCGAAUUCCUCUCUCGUAUCCUCAUCCGUCCUCGAGGGGAAGCUGUGUCUCGGUCCGCUCCCUCUUGACUUCGACUUCGACUUGAGUGACAAGGUCCGGAUUCUCGUGACGCAGGAGGACCUCGAUACUGACGAAGUCGUAGCUGGAGACGUCGGGGUGUUCCUUUUGGACCUUCGCCAAGUGGACGUGAGGCAAGUGGGCGCGAAGACCGUGCGGGCGAAGUGGACCAACAACAACGGGGCCCUCAGCUUCGACGUCGGGAUUGGCGUCGACGACCUCUUCUCCGUGGAGUGUGGCGUGGGGGGGGACGCCGAAGAAGAGUGCUUGCGAUACCUCCACGUGGAAAGCACAAGCAAGCAAGUCACGGUUACGUUGAGGGAGAUUGGGCUUAGUGUGGACCAGCAAGUGGAGGUUACACUCACGCUGAGGGAUUUCGAUGACAUACAAAUAAGCAAAACGGAUUUAACUUGGGACGGUCGUCUGCGCGUCUGCUUUGAGCCCAACUCCAUGGAUUCGCUUUACUUCCUGGCUUUGGAGAAUGAGGAAGGCGCCGUUCAGGAGGUCCCCCAGCUUCGCCCCUACGUUGAGGACGGCCUCACCUGCGUGUUAAGCAAUGACGCCAUGCAGACAGAAGGAUACGUGUCCUUAUGGGCUCUCUUAACAGCCUUCGACGUCUCUGGCGCAGUAGUGCAAGCCUCUGGGAAUACUAAUGUCACCGACUUUUUCUUAAGCUCCAGAAGAAGAGUCAGCGCGGCCUUGAACGCCGACACCCACGACCUCCUUGUGUCGUGGUUCCUCCUCAGCGAUCCCAGAACCAUCAGCUCUUACGACGUGACGCUCGAGGAGACCACAGCAGACGGCACGAACGAGCUGGUGACUGUAGGGAAUACCGAAUCGUCCCACGUCUUCAACGGCACGAAGGCAGGACGCUACUGUGUGUGCGUCGUGGCAUAUGUGAAGGAAAACAACGUGACCAGCCAAAAAGUGUGCAGUGCUAUUCUCUCCAUACUUCAGUCGGAUGUCGCAGUCCCCGGCGUGCCUGAACCAAGUCUGAAAUCCUCUGCGCCGACCAAGGUCCUCGUGACGUGGCAGAAACCCCAAGCGGAUCCCGACGUCUCCAGCUACGUCAUUACGUGGUCUUCCUCUACUUCCUUCUCGCCAACGCCGACGUCGCCGUCGUCAUCCAACCUCUCAAGCCCUGUCCACUCGGUCCUUCAUCCUCUUGGCCUCAUCCGACGAGCCAGUCCUCUUAGCGACGACGACCAAGACCUAUCCUUCGUGGUCGUUCCGUCGUCCACCACGAGCGUCGAAGUGGACGACCUCACGGCUUCUCAGAGCUAUAAGAUGUGUGUCAGCUCGGUCAAGAGCGACGUGAUAGGGAGCCAGAGUUGCAGUGACGUAAAUCAAGAGGGAUACCAGCCACUCGAGGUGCCGAAGGACCUUGCCCUUGAGGACGAGGCGCUCCACUGGCCUGACGUCAUCGGGGCUGCGAAAUACCAGGUGGAGUGGCGACCUCGCUACGAAGGCGGCCUCUUGGAAGGAGGUCUGGAGGAGGUCACUGGCACGACCUGGCUGACGCAGGACCUCGCUCCGGGGGCGUGGGUGGUGGAGGUCAGGGCGGCCUCGGACACGAGUGUGAGCGAGGCCGCAACCAUCAGGAUAUCGAAAAUUGGAAUCGCAUUCAGCCAAACGACGCAGACGAGCAACAGCCAAUUGGAGGUCAGCUGGUGGGAAGAGCCCGUUCCCUCCUGCGCACAAACUCCCUGCAAAUAUAUCAUUACCCUUUUUAAAACUAAGGACAAUUACAUACACUACUGUUCGGGACAAAGAGGAGACUGCACGAAGCUGCUGGACGUGAAAGGAGCGUCGGAAAUCGUGGUGGAGGUAAAGAGAGAAGCGUCCUCGAGUUUGGUGAGCCCGAGAGUCUUCACGUUCGAGGCCGUGGCCGAACUGCGCCAGAGCUUCUCCUCGGGCGGCGAGGCGGUGACGCUGUCGUGGGCGGAGACGAAGGGCGCCAAGCUGUACAACGUCACCCUGUUCGCCGACGCCGCCUCGGCCUCCGUCAGGCGGACUGAGAUGAUCAGCCGGCAGACAUAUAUUUUGAAGGGAAGUGAUCUGGUUGGUAGUGUGUUCCAAGUUCAACCCUGCGCAGAUAAAUACCACUGUGGCGACCCUAGGAAUAUCACACUGCAGGAGAUUUCAGAUGUGCCCCCGAGAGACGACACAGUUGUCAUCCUCGUCUCAGUCAUUGGCGGAGUCGUGGCGGUCAUCGUCAUCGUCGCCAUGGUGGCACUUGCUCUGAGAGAGACCGCCAAGAAUAAAGAGAGAGAUAAGAUACGUCAACGGGAAGAAGCUGCAAUGUCGUUCCCAGUCUACAACGAGUGGGGGGCAAGGCCUCUCGGUCGACCCGCGCAGCCGCCUCCUCAGGCCUCAGCCUACAAUAGCUCGGACAGUCAUUCGGGUCACCAGAGAGACCCAGUAUCCCAGAGAAGACACUAGUAGACAACCAGGAGUGUCAAGCAAAUCGUCCUUUUAUUAAAUAUAUUUCCAAACGAUACAAGUUGAAUAUCACAUUUAUAGAAAAAAGGUUCCCCUUUGUUUACACUGAACCGGUGUUUUUCCAUCUGGUGAAUUACGUUAUAAUCUUAUAAGGUGUAACCAAGUUCCUCUGAACAAAGUCAAACCACUUUGUAUUUCUAAAUUGUCUUCGUAAAUUUGUCUAAGUAAUAAAAAAGGGUAGCCUACCAUGUAUUGUUUGGUACUGAGCAGUCGUCAGUUAUUGUUAUAUACUAGUUAUUGCGCGAUUAACGUAAGCAUUUUGGGAUUUUCUUGUAGAAACUACCAGGUAUUCACUUGUAUCGCAUUUUAAACUUAGUGUCAUAUCUAAGCCGACAUAUUAUGAAAGUUAGAUGUAUUUUAAUUUGCUAGAAUAAGUGUAAAGCAAAUCGUAUAAAAUAGACAGUACAUAUACACAAACACACGCACGCACAUUUACAUCAUAAAUACAUUCAUACAUACAUACCGUACCUAUUGUAUAUAUUACCUAUACACUUAAUUUCACGAAAAAAAUGUGAAAUUGUUGAAAACUGUAAUUUAAUGUACUAGUACUUAGAUGAAUAUUCGCCUCAAUUUUCUUGCAUCGGGAGCAAAAUUGUACUUAGAUUAAUUACCAAUAUAGAUUUAAUUACUGUAGAAAAUAUUAACAUUUUAUAAUAAAUAUUUUGUCA
Penaeus chinensis is the source of this 7433-nucleotide messenger RNA. RefSeq lists its product as uncharacterized. The record is from RefSeq and is a predicted model, not a curated record. The coding region runs from base 160 to 6705 and encodes 2181 amino acids. Gene Ontology annotation, molecular function: protein binding. NCBI's taxonomy places the organism in Eukaryota, Metazoa, Arthropoda, Malacostraca, Decapoda, Penaeidae. The transcript is spliced from 32 exons.